Messenger RNA from Contarinia nasturtii (swede midge), 1507 nucleotides. Its product is annotated as ATP-dependent RNA helicase WM6-like. NCBI's taxonomy places the organism in Eukaryota, Metazoa, Arthropoda, Insecta, Diptera, Cecidomyiidae. Gene Ontology annotation, molecular function: ATP binding; nucleic acid binding. The transcript has 8 exons. The coding region runs from base 215 to 1384 and encodes 389 amino acids. The record is from RefSeq and is a predicted model, not a curated record.
UCGCAUGCGAUACUUCAAACAGACUGCAUUUGCGAAAACGAGUUGAAUUUUUUUGUGUUUCAAUUCCUUGCACCGAAUUAUUAGCAAAUAAAUUCAAUUAAAAAGAAGAAAAUAUACCGAAUUUUCAAUAUAAGUGGUCUGACAUAUCAUCAUUAGUCCGAAAAAAGACUUUCAUGUGAAAAAGUUAGUUUAUUUCAAUUAAUUAUUAAUCUAAAUGGCUUCACAAUUUGGUUCAGUAGAAAUGAACAACAUUAAUCAGAAUGAACUGGAUUUUCAUGGUAUUAAGUUAAAACCAGACAUUCUUGGCAAAAUUAAAGCAGAUGUGUUUAAUAAACCAUCCGAGGCUGAAUUGAAAUGCCUUCGUCGAUUCAUAUCUGGAAGAAAUAUUCUGUUUCAAGGGAACUCGGGUAUGGGUCCAGCAUGUGUUGUAGUUUUAGCAACGUUACAGCGAUUGCCAAAACUGAAUGAUGAAAUUUAUGUGCUUGUCAUGACACACGAUGCCGAUUCUUCUGAUGAAAUAAGAAAAACGUUCGUUCAUUUCCCGAAACAUCAUGAGACAGACUUAAAUGUGCGUCUAUUUUCUGACACGAAUUCAACGGAUAUAGAACAGAACGAUAAAAUUCCGCAUAUUGCUGUGGGUACACCAAGGUGUAUUCUUGAACUUAUUCUGGGAGAAAAGUUUAAGUUAAAUGAAAAAUUUAUUGCCGUUUUGAUGAACGAAGUUUUACUAUCCAGUGAUCAUUUGAAAGCAGUGCGCGAUAUUUUUAGCAAAGUCAACCGCGAGAAUCAAGUUUUAAUUUUUGCAAAGAAUCUAUAUAAAUCUGAACAAGAAUCAUGCAUGAGAUUGGCUAAGAAUAAUCUAUUUGUGAUAAACGACACCAAGACUGAAAUUACCGUUCGUGGCCUACAACAAUACUAUGUUGAUGUGAAUGAACGUGAAAAGCCUGAUAAAUUAAUAGCAUUUUUGAAGGUUUUCAAAAACAUGAGGACAGCGAUUUUUGUAAAAUCAAACGAUUCCAUCGAUUUUUUGAAAUUUCUGUUGUCACCUCUCCCCCAUUAUGAUGCCAAGUGGAUCUCGAUCAUUACUGACUCAAGCAUACAAAGUAUGAACCAUAGUCUGGGCGCUAAGGUAAUAUUCAACUAUGAUCUGCCUCAAGAUAUCGAAUUAUACAUAGAUCGUGUGAACUACGCCGGUCGUCAUGGUGCAAAAUAUAUCACAUUCGUUUCUGAAAAGAAUGAUGCGGUAUUCAAUGCCAUAAAAGAACAGCCAUGGAAUGCUAAGCAAGUUACCCAACCGAAUGAAAUUUUGUUUCUGCUUGAUAGGUCUUUACUGAAUCUCCCCCAACUUGUUUAUAAAAAAAUAAAGGCAAUUACAAAGAUCUGAAGAAAAUGCAUACUUCAAACAUCUAGAUCACCAUGGUGUGUUUUAGUUGAAUUAUUUUCGAAAUUUUAUUUUCAACUUGAAAAAUGUGAAUAAACAUGAAUAAACAGUAAACAAAGUUAAAAA